Messenger RNA from Topomyia yanbarensis, 10357 nucleotides. RefSeq names its product mediator of RNA polymerase II transcription subunit 12 (gene nocte). Gene Ontology annotation, biological process: cell differentiation. Bases 1190 to 8308 code for a protein of 2372 amino acids. The transcript has 7 exons. The record is from RefSeq and is a predicted model, not a curated record. Lineage: Eukaryota; Metazoa; Arthropoda; Insecta; Diptera; Culicidae.
AGUGGCAACGCCAUUUUUGUAGACCUCACAAAUUCGUCUCUUGUCAGCAGCAGCAGCAGUAAAAGUACGUAUAAGCGAUCGAAAAAGUUUGGAUUUUCUGUUGCAAAAGGUAUCGAGCAGUGCUCAAAAUAUAAAAGUUUUCUCGCCCGAGUCCCGCCGUGUCGGUUAACAGUAAUUUGUGACGAUUUUGAACGUGUUUCGCGAGUGUAUUUAGUAUUCAAGGAAAGCAAAUUUGUCUUCAUUGCCAACCCGGUUGCAAAGAUCGUGAGUUUCUUCUUGUUCAGUACCUUCUUCAUUUUACUCAUACGUCGUGAAUUGAGGUUCUCCUUUUCUGUCUGCGACAGCAGCUUUCUUUGUGUGCGUGGAAGUUAAAAAUCUGCUUUUUGGUUGGAAAAAUCGAAAGCAUAAGCAGAAACGAUUUCGUCAACCAAUAUCUCGAAAAUCACUGCCCCAUUGCACGUUUUGGAUCUUGAGGUGUCCGGAGUUCCUUGCAGAUAGGUGAAAACAAAAGGUACUUUUACAUCGUAUAGUCGCGCGUCGGUUGCGUGUGUGCGUGUUGAACGUAGUAAGGUUGUGCUUCCGGCGGUGGUGCGGAGGAAGCACUCGCAGUUUUUUUUUUCCUUUUUUCGAAGGGGCAAGUGGAAAAGCAUCGAAAAAGUGUGUAAAGAAGAAGAAUCUAGCAGGCAGAGAUUUCCCGUUACGAAGUGGAGUGCAAAAUUGUUAGUUUUCCAGCAUCAGCUUUUCGUUGGUGGUAAAAUCCGAACUGCUCCAGAUUUGGAUAGCGGACAGACGAAAUAAAUUUCUGUCUGCGGCAAUAAAUCGUUCGUUUCAACUGUGAGCAGGCACCAGAAGAAAAGGGGAGUGAAGAAUUCCCCAUUGUUCGAUAAACCGCAAACGUCAUUUGAUUUUUCAAGGCACAUAGAGAACCUGCCUUCGGAAUUUCGGAGAAGACAACAGAAACAGACAGUCCGGAAGUAAAAAAAGUGAAAGCAAAACGUCCAAGACUUGAAAAGAAACCAUCGUACAUAACAAGAAGACAGUUCAACUCUACUACAUUACACAGCGCGGGUUUCAAAGUUGGUCACGACAGGGCUUACGACACACGAAGUGACUUUUUACGCAAAUUUGGUCUGGUUGAGGCGCACAAGAGGCUUCCACACUUUUUUGCUGAUGAAGAUUCUCUGGCAGCAUGAAUGCAUUGGGGGGAACUAGGGGGGAGCGAAAUGCAAAGCCCAAAUUCGCAGCGUUAGAUAUCAACAAGCUUUACAGCACAAGUCGGGGAGAAUCUCUAGAACCAUCCACUCAGAAAAGCGCAGCUCCUCGUAAACAUGGAAUGCAAAGUUUGGGAAAGGUUCCCUCGGCUCGUCGACCACCAGCAAACCUUCCGUCUCUGAAAGCAGAAAUUUCCACACCGUCGGAUCAGCAAGGUACUUGGGGUAACGAAGCCGGAGAUAACCAAAACAACAAUUCUAGUAUUACCGCAGCACUACCCGCAGCAGCAUCAUCGUCAGUAGCAGCAUCCACUAGUAGCAGCCUAAAUAACAACGCCUCGGUCGGUGCCGGAGGUGUUCAUAUUUCUUCACACGCGAGCAAUCAACAAAUCCAUCACUCAAACGCUUCGUCCUCUACACAAUGGAGUUCGAACGAGUUCCCCUCCCUGGAUGGCACUGGUCAGUAUGGUCCGAACAGCAAGCAACAUCAGCAGCAUCAGUACGAUGGCAACGAAAGCCGAUCGACGAUUCAGUAUAUCGAUGGCCCACAUGUCAGUUUGAGACCCCAGACGGAUGCAGCGAGUUGGAUGCAGCAACAACAGCAAGGAAGUGGAGGCGGAAACAACGCCGGCGGUAUGAACGGGCCAAACAGCAACCAACAGGGCCAGGGCCACCAACAACAGCAGCAGCAAACGCCGCUACCGCCACAAUUCCGAGCACUGAUGCCACCGUUCAUGUAUCGUGGCAGCGGAGGCGCAGGUGGAAACUCUGUCACUCCACCUCCCUCGAACGAGGAUAUGAGUCGUGGUGGCAGAGAUGGUGGUGGCAGAGAUGGUGGUGGAGGAGGCAAUGGCGGUGGAGGGCGAAACAGCAACAACAGCGGUUACAACAGUAUGCUGCCAAGUUUUGUUCUUCCUUCGACAAAUCAUUAUCAAUCUCAAGGAUCAAGUUAUUCACCAACGCAAUCUGGUGGUAGAUACCGUGAUUCGUAUUCCGGAGGACGUCGUAAUCAGAUGCAACCACCUCGGCUAGCUAACCGGCAGCAGCAGCAACAACAACAGCAACAACAACAACAGCAGCAACAACAACUACAACAACAACCGCAGCUGCAACAGCAACAUACACCGCAGCACCAGAACGACGACCCUCGCGUACAGCAAGCUGCCCCCUCGUAUAUAGAACCGGAUAUUGUUCUGCAGAGACCAAUCAUAAGAGAUGAAGAGCUGCAACGUAUUGAAGCCAUUUCCAAGGAUGAAGGCUGGGCAAAGGACGAUGAGAUCGAUUAUAAUCAGAAGCUGCAAUUUUCGGAUGACGAGUCGGAACCAAGUCCCGCGAAAGAGAUGUCACCAGUAGUAGCGUCAACUACGCAUGAAAAGAGUAUGCCCCAACUUCUGCAGCAGGAUCUGCAACAACAACAACAACAGCCGCAGCAACAACUUCAGCAGCAGCAGCAACAGCACCAACAACCACAACAACAGCAGCAGCCUCAAUCGCAACAGGAAGAUGAGAAACGAAUGACUUGGAGCCGAGAAGUGGAUCGGGAAUAUGACAGGUUUGACCAGGAACGACCGGAUCUUGAUCGGCAAGAGCGUGAGCGCGAUCAACAGCCAUCUGUACGUUCCACGCAGCAGAAUGGGUACGUGGGCGGGGGUCGUGGCGGUCUAGAUGCGGAAGCGAAAGAACGAUUGAAACAACGUCGCGAAGAAGAUCAAAGGCGCGAAAUGGAAAGAAAGCAAGCAGCGGCAAAGAAAUUGCUCGAACUCGAACAGAAAUUAAAUCGGAAGAAAAAUGAAGACGCAGGAGUCUUAUCAAGCGCUGUCUCGGUGAAAGACGACGAAGAACGUGACCAGCCAGCGUCUGGCUAUAGUGAAUCUACUGAAGGAAAGGAUCGUAACAGCUCUGGUAGCCGCGGAGAUCGUGAAAAAGCUGAUUCAAAAGAGCAACGAGAUCGUGAUCGGUACGAAUAUGGAAGGCACGAACGAUACGAUCGUGACAGACCUGAUCCAAAUCGCGAAGGGUGGGACAUGCCAGCAUUUUCGAAGAAUUUCCAAACAAAUUUGCCGCCACGUUUCCAGAAGCGUAAACUUGAACGAAAUCCUUCGGGGAACAGUUUACAGGGAAGUAGUCACUUUGUCGCAAGAGAUCAAACUAACAGUCGCAACGGUAGCACUGCCAAUCAGGGAUCCACGGGUUCAUCUCAAUCGCAACAACAGCAGAGCGAUGGUAAAAGCGUACCAUUUGCACAACAGUAUGAUCCACGCUUCAUACACAGCCAGCAAACUUUCGGGAAGACUCAACCCGCUGGAUCACAGAGAAGAGGUGUUCCUGUAGAUGACGUUCCCCGCGGAAGAGACUUUAGGGAUCGUGGUGAUGAUCGAGAAAUGUUGCGUGAUCGUGAUAGAGAUCGAGAACGAGAUAUGAUCCCCAGGGAAAUUAUGAAGCGUCGGAUUGAUUCGGAGGAAGAUGAUCGGUUCAGCAGCAGUGGUAGGGAGUCCUCGAGCAAAUUGAGUGGUGGACGAACGACACCCCAGCUUGUCAGAAGUGUUUCGGAUACAUCUCAACGUAAAACGAGCGUUUCCAGCGAUGACAAUUGUCGUCAAAUGGAACAACACCAUAACAGUACGAAGGAAUCAAUGGGUUCUUGGGAAUCCGAAGCGGAAAAGGAAGAUCGUAGGCAAGUGGAAGCGCCAACUGUGCUGGCAAAAGAAAAUCAGUUGCAGCAGUUCCAUCAGCAACAACCAUUGGACAACCGGCGUACUUCUGAAUCAUCGGUGAUGUCUGAAGGUGAACCCAAGCAAAUUCUUCAUAGAAUCAAAGAAUCUUCACCUUCGCUUUCAGAGGAGCCAAGUAAGGCCGAAACAACCGGCGUUGAAACAAAAACGAAAGAGCCUAAGUUUAUAUCGAAGGCAUGGGGCGAAGAUACUGUAGAGGCCUGGGGAGAUGGAGAUGAGCCGGCAAUAAAAGCUCACGAUUUAAGUUUGGUUUCAUCAGAAGAUAAAAAAGACGCUUCCGGUUCGGAUGGUGCUAAAAACGAUAAUAUCAGUGGAAGGAUAUCUGAGUCGGAUGGUAAGAUGAAUACUUCACAAGGUAGUGCUGCCAGUGGCAAAGAAUCGGACGACAAUAAAUAUGGUUCAAAAAAACCAAUGCAUCCGAGAUUAGUCGGGAGACAUGAUUCGCGCGGUGGAGGUCAUUCGAGAGGAAGUUACGGUGGUGGAUAUCAACGCGGUGGUGGUAGUUGGGGUCGAAGAGGCGGCAGUAGUGGCUCUCGAAUGGGUCAUGGAAGAAAUUAUAAUCAGGAUUAUUGGAGUGAGUCUGAUUAUUCUGAAGAUGGCGAGGAUGACUAUAAAAAGGACGGAAAGUACGAGCGAAAGGAUGGCGGACAUUAUAGACACGGAAAUCCAUCAGCUGGGCAAGGACAUAAUAUGAAGGAAGGGUUCGCUCCGCGUGGAGAGCCAUCCAGGCGAGGACGUGGAGGGAUGAGUUCUGUGAGUGGUCCUGGUUUCCGUAAGGCACCAGUCGGUAAAAAGAUCGACGGUUAUGGUCCGCCAAGUUCGAAGAGUCCUUUCGGAGGCAAUGAGGAAAAGGUGGACUCAAAGCACCAUGCAACGGGGAAGGAUAUUAAAUUAGCUGAACAGGCAAUUUGCAAUGAAGAUCGUACGAAACAGAAACAAGCAGCACUUAGUGCCGGCCUGACAAACAAACCCGCUGGACCAAAACUGUCUGGACAAUUGCCACAAAGAAGCCCGUCUGGUAAUAUGAAACCUCCAGGGAAGCCAGCGGAAGAAACACUUUCCGAUCAGGAAAAAUUGAAGACAGCGGAUAAGCUGUCACUAGAUAAAAAACCCCGCAAUGACAGCAAAGGCGAAUCUCAUGAAGAAAAGGGCAAAGAAAAACCGAAAACGGAUAGCGAAAAUCAUGAUUCGGAGGAUAAAGACGGAUCAAAAGGAGUCCAUCGUGUUAAACCACAGCAACACCAACAGCAGCAACUUCAUAUUACGAAAGGAACGCAACCACCACCGUCUGUACCACUUAACAAAUCUUCUGCUCCCGCCAAAUCCGUUGUUACAACAAUAACAAGCCAAACGGCAACCGUAGUUCAAAAGCAGACCGCGGCAGUGGUUGUUGGAGCUCAACCCAAACUCAAUCAGGAUGUUCGUAAUCAGACCAACAAUGUUCGCUCACCCAAUAUUCCUCCUCGGCUUGUUAAACAGAAGGAUCGACAAGGUGGAUUACAAGACGGCCAGCAAAGCGGAGGAGAAACAAAUGACUCGGAGCAGAAUGUUGCUUCGAAUUUAUCACAGCAACAACCACAAUCGCUGCCGGAUAAAGUAACCCCACUGAGUAUAAACGCUCCCAAGACUGAUACUAGUAAGCAACUUUUGGAUGGAACAACACCGCCUGUAAACACGAUAAUAUUUGAGAACACAAAUUACAAGUCAACAUCUACAGCGGCUGUUGCUACAGUUAUAGUGCAACAGCAUCAUCAUGUUCAACAACAACAGCAACAGCUGGUUCAGCAGCAGCAGCUAGCUCAACAACAGCAGCAGCAGCAAGUUCAACAGCAGACACAACUACAAGGUCCUCCUCCUCCUCCUCAAAUGAAGCGACAACAUUCCGGAGGCUCCACUGUUCCCCUGGUAGCUCUGCAACAGCAGCAACAGACAGUAAUUCACAUGGGAAAACCUGAUCAUCAGGUGCGACAUUUGUCCCAGGAGGAAGCGUUUAAACCUGCUGGUGGUAUUCAAACUACUGUUGGGUCAAUGCAGGAAAUGAUGGAACAAGCGCCGCAACCACAGCGACCUCAUUCGGCAAAUGGUCCUCCUCCACAGCAGCCACAAAUUCAACAGCAACAGCAGAUCCAAGGACCACUGCAACAGCCAAUACCACAACCAGGGCAGUCAAGCUCGCAAACCGAUGCAAUAUCUAAUGCUCUACAGGGAAUGACUUUUCAGAAAUCAGCAGAUUCGGAUUAUGAAAAGGAAAUUAAACCCUUCUCCUUUGACAAUGAAUAUUCGCAGCUCAUCGAGGCGAAACAGAAAGCAGCUGGUCUUUGUCUUUCCAAGGCGCAAAAUAUGAUUUCUCCAUCGACGGCAGAGCUAAACCUGAAAAUAGCCAGCGUGAAGAAGGUUUGGGAGAUGCCAACUGUUGCAGAACAUACUGGUGAAGAUCCUACGAGUGCAGCCGCCGCUGCAGUACAUUUAGCAGCAAAUUUUGCUUCAUCACAACAUCAGCAACAUCUGCAUCAGUUCCAACAUUCGCAUGGAAAUCUUUCUCAUAGCCAUCCGGUUCACACACUGGCUGCGGCAACGGGCCAGUCAUAUGCGGGUGGCUUUGGACAAGAACAAGCGUCACUUGAACAACAUUUUGGGAAGCCAAGUAAUGAAGGUGUUGCUGGGGCCGACGUUGACUCCGGCUAUAGUACUCAACAGCAUGCCAUUGUUGGACAAGGAGCAAACGUUCAGCAUCAAGCAACGAACUUGAAUAUGAAACACGCCGCGGAUGUGCUAGCCAACAAUGCUCAAGUAUGCAAGGUGAAACCAACACAACAAAACAUGCACCAAUCUACUGGACUAGGUCUUUCACCACCUCCAAUGCAACAGGGUAAUAUUCCAUCCGCACCACAAACUUACUAUCAACCGUCCCAGUACGGUAUGUCCACCAUUCCUUCACCACCGGCCGUAAUCUACAAUUCUUCGGCAAUGCCUUCGCAAGGUGGUCUCUACAAUCCAUUCCAAAUUGAAGCUGCCGGUCGCUCGCAAUUUUCCCAAUACCCCACCCACUAUGGUACCACUGGAACCGGACCAUACAAUGCCUAUAUGACUACUCCGCCAAAUUUACAGACCGCUCCGACACCGGACAUGUACCAGAGUCUAGCAUCACAGUUUCGCAUGAGCGGUGCCGUCCAAUCCCCUUACAAUCCGUCGCCCUCGCAACAGCUGAACAAUCCCAGCACGAUGCUCAUUUCAUCCAGCACAAACUCACUCAUGUCAUCAUCAGUGAAACCUUCAUCCCAACAAAUUGGUGCAAUAGGUUCUAAGAGUGGCUCCGUUGGUCAACCGUACGGACAGCAGUACAUGGGGAUGUUUCAACCAGCACCCCUUCAGAACAGCAGUUUCUAUUCCAACUCAGCUGGUGGUCAAAAUGCAUUUUUCGGUGGUGCUGGAGCUACACAGAGCUAUGGCAUUCAAGCGGCUGCUGCCGGUAUGUUCGGUGGUCACGGAGGACAAACUCCAUCCAGCGCACCUCCGCAACAACAGUUGCCUAACUAUGCAGGUACAUCGCAGUUUCUCAGCUCACCACUAUUAGCCAAUGCUGCCAUCUCACAACAGUACCGUGGAGGUCCGACCAAUAAUCCACAAUCGGCAGUAGCAGCAGCAGCCGCUGUCUACAUGAAGAACAAUCAGCCCCAAUCGCACAUGCAGGAUCCCAAUGGUCGACAGUUGAAAAGUCCUUUGAAUACUGAUGGGUUGAAUAAUUUGAAACAGAUUCCACCACAAGCAAGUCCACCACAUCACAAGGGCUAUGCAACGACCACGUGGGAGCUCCAGAACCAGCUAAUGCAGCAGCAGCAACAGCAGCAGAGCCAGCAGUCGAAUCCCCAGCAACAGGUUUCGCAGCAGCAGAACCCGUCACAGCAUCCUCAGCAGCAGCAGCAGAUGGGUCAACCACCGCAGUCUCAGCAACCAAACACGAACCGCAAUAUGAUGCAACAGAAUCAACAACCCCCGGUGGGACUAGGCGGUACUGGUGGUGGCGGACGUCCUCCCCCGCAAGGUGUGCAAGGCGGUGGUAUGCAGCAACGAUACCCAUCACCAAUUCAGCGACCGACUAACUACUCGCAACCACCGGUUCCGGGUAUGCAUCAACCACGGCCAAUGCGACAGUCGAACCAUAAUCCCGGUCAACAACAGCAACAGCCACCUAACAUGGCACAAUCGAUGGGCAACCCCAAUAAACACUAUUACGGUGGUGGUAAUCGAGGUGGCGGUCACAUAAAUACAAUGAAUGAUCAAAACCUUGGUGGCAAGCCCGGUGGAGCAAAUGAGAAACCCGUACUGGACGGUGAAGUGAAUAAGGAUGAUUCCAAGAAGAAGUAAGUGUUGUAACGAAUUAGUAAAACUAUUAAUCUAAAUUAAAGUUGAGAAAACGGUUACUUAGAAAAAUACAAUGAAAGUGAGUUUUACUUACAAAUGGGAGGGAAAGUAUUCAUUUUACACUUGUAAUGAGAGAAGAAAAGUUAAGAAAUAUGUACAUUUAGAGACAGUGAAACGAAACAAAAUGCACAGACAUUUCAACUAAUAUUAUCGGAAAUUGUAUUAUCGGUAAACAUAAUAAUAUUUAUUAAUUAAAACAGUUAAAGAAAAUCAGCAGAAAAUAAACUAAGCAAAAUCAGAGAAACUAACAACAGCAGACAUUUUUAAGAUCAAUGCAAAUUAAUCGCUCACUUGAACUGUAAAGGGCAGAACAAGGAAUCGUAUUCAAGAUUAGACAAGUUUCAAUUCAAUCGGGCAUCGCUAGGUACACUUCUACAAACCAGUGAAAUGAAUCGGUUUGACUGAGCUUCACUAUAAACGACAAAAAAGGAUGAACUUUUAACUUACUUAAAUUAUAAUAAUUCGCGGGGACUUUUCAUCAACCCCUUUUUACGAAACUGUUGUAACAUACGCAAUUACAGAACAAAACAAAGCUGACUUGACUUCCUGUCGUUUCGAUACGUGACCGGCUAAAAACGCAAACAUUUUUAUUACACUGAAAUUGUUGCUUGAUUUGCAAAGACGGGAAGUGUUUAUUACUAUCAAAAUUGCAACUUUAUAGCACCAUGACCUAUAAUUGUUGAACAUUCUGAACUACAAAAUCCUAGCGGCUAAGUGUCUCUUAACGUAUACCGCAUAAGGUAAACUAGUUCGAAAGAGACAACAUACUACUGAACAACUGACAAAUGCUUAUUGCUGACACGGUGAAUGGGAUUCGGCGAGAAAAUAAAUUACUGCUAUUACUACUGCUACUACUACGACUACUACUAGAUAAGGACUUUAUCUUUGAGCGGCAAUUUUCCCCACCAAACGGUGACUGCCGCAGAUCGGUAGGGGAAUCGAGUCGUUCUUCAGUGUUGAAAACAACUUUGCUAUUGAGACACAGAAAAAGUGAAAUCUUCACAUAAGAUAGAAGCAAAUCUUACCUUAAAAAUUAUACGAGCAAGCAAAUAUUCAAAGAAAAACAAAACAAAAGUGUGUCUACUCAGAAGACUAUUAGCUUAAUACAAGUGUAGAAGCAUAAAACAAAAAUGCUGAAACAUAACAUAAAAUACGUGCAUAAUAAAGCAUCUAUACAUUAUAAAACAACUAUAUUAGUAAUUCACCUUAUUAAUUAUGGAAGUAAUAUUAUUAUAAAGCAACAAAAAGAAACGUGAAACACUGAAUAUAUCGAUUAUUAUUUGCCGUAAAACUGUAUUGGACGAAAAAUAAACCUUAUAGGUAGAGGUCAAAUCGUCAAACAGAUUUUGUUAAUUUUUUCGUUUUAGUAUGACAUUGUUGGAGAAGAGAAGAAACGCGCAUUAACCUUACCGAGUCAUGUUUGAAUAUUCUGCGUAACUAUUGUAAUCGAUCGCUGAACGAAAACAAUAUAUGAAAACUACUAUAACAAAAAGAAUUAAAAAAAAACACUAUGACCGACAACACUGCAAUGUGAGUAACCGAGAAGCUAAAUUGGAGUAAAGUGAAUUCAGACUAUGCGAGAUGAGUUUUUUUUAGUUUAUAUUUAAAAAACAUUUUAUUUAUUUCUACUUUAACGAUAAAUUCAUAACCGAAAAAAAUAAAUAAAAAAACAUGAGAUGAUAAUUAGAAGAAAGAAUACACCCACGCACGCAUACAUUAUAAAAUAAAAACGAAUCCGAGGAAAAUUGUGGAAAAGUUCAUAUGGUAGGAGGGUUGAAACGAGGACAACUUUGAGGAGAGAUAAUGAUUGAGUGAAGUUGAGCAGCAGCUGCAGCAAAGACGUACGUAUGUUGAAAAAAAAACAUUAUAAAAGUGAAAACAUCAAAGUAUCUAAACAAUUCAAACAAAAAAAGUUUAUAAAAUUCAUAAAAAUGAAAAGAAAAAAAAAAAUAAAAACAAAAGUCGAUAAUACGAAAAACUAGGAAAACUCAA